AUGGCCAGGUCUGCAGUCUGUGGGGCGGCAUUCAUCGUGGUUCUAUUAUGCCUGCUCAUGACUACUCCUUAUGUCAUUAAUGCAACGGUAACUUGCGGUCAGGUUGUCACCUUACUCACUCCAUGCAUCCCCUUUGGAGUAUUUGGAGGGACUGUGCCACCAGAAUGUUGUGCAGGCAUAAACGGGCUCCAUGAUGCACAAAACACCGCAGAGGAUCGCAGAACUGCAUGCAGUUGCAUUCAACAGGGGGCUGCAUUGAUCCCUGGGAUUGACUAUGACCGCAUUAACACGCUGGGCGAUCGAUGUGGCUCUCCUUGUCCGUACAAAGUUUACCCCUCUACUAAUUGCUCUGAGGUAAGCUGA
Messenger RNA from Prunus avium (sweet cherry), 363 nucleotides. Its product is annotated as non-specific lipid-transfer protein 1. Lineage: Eukaryota; Viridiplantae; Streptophyta; Magnoliopsida; Rosales; Rosaceae. Gene Ontology annotation, molecular function: lipid binding. The record is from RefSeq and is a predicted model, not a curated record. Gene Ontology annotation, biological process: lipid transport.